GAGAGGAGGUUGACAGGCAGCUGUGCAGAGACGCCAUCUACCCGAUCCCCGUAGCCUGCGACGCUCCGUGCCCCAAGGACUGUGUGCUCAGCACGUGGUCCUCCUGGUCCUCCUGCUCGCACACCUGCUCCGGCAAAACCACGGAAGGGAAGCAGAUGCGCGCCCGCUCCAUCCUGGCAUACGCUGGGGAAGGAGGAAUUCAGUGCCCAAAUAGUAGUGCACUACAGGAAACACGCAGCUGUAACGAACACUCUUGCACUGUGUAUCAUUGGCAGACUGGACCAUGGGGACAGUGUAUAGAGGAUGCUUCUGUGUCUGCUUUCAACGCGUCUGCCAGCUGGAAUGGGGAGCCCACCUGUGCUGUUGGGAUGCAGACAAGAAAAGUAAUCUGUGUGAGAGUCAACGUGGGACAAGUGGGCCCAAAAAAAUGUCCAGAAAGUCUUCGACCAGAAACAGUGAGGCCGUGUCUGCUUCCUUGUAGGAAAGACUGUAUCGUCACUCCUUUUAGUGACUGGACAUUGUGUCCAGCUUCGUGUCAAGAGGGAGAUGUUGCUGUAAAGAAGCAGUCCCGUCAUCGGGUCAUAAUCCAGCUCCCUGCCAACGGAGGCCGGGAGUGCCCGGAUGCUUUAUUUGAGGAAAAGGAAUGUGAAACUCCUCCUGUCUGCCAUAGCUACAGAUGGAAGACCCACAAAUGGCGCAGGUGCCAGCUGGUGCCGUGGUAUGUGCGCCAGGACAGUCCAGGAGCACAAGAGACAUGUGGACCAGGGUUACAAGCAAGAGCAAUUACUUGUCGCAGACAGGAUGGAGGACAGGCUGACAUCAGUGAGUGCCUUAAAUAUGCUGGCCCACUCCCGUCCUUAACACAGACAUGCCAGAUUCCUUGCCAAGAUGAUUGUCAGUUUACAAACUGGUCAAAGUUUUCUUCCUGUAAUGGGGACUGUGGAGGAGUCAGGACCAGAAAACGCACCCUUGUUGGAAAAAGUAAGAAAAAGGAUAAAUGCAGAAAUUCUCAGCUGUAUCCUCUGAUUGAGAAUCAGUUUUGCCCCUGUGACAAAUAUAGCGCUCAGCCCGUGGGAAACUGGUCCGACUGCAUAUUACCAGAGGGCAAAGUGGAAGUAUUGCUGGGAAUGAAGGUAGCAGGAGACAUUAAGGAAUGUGGACAAGGCUACCGUUACCAGGCCAUGGCAUGCUACGAUCAGAACAGCCGGCUUGUGGAAACGUCUCGAUGCAACAGUCACGGUUAUAUUGAGGAAGCCUGUAUUAUUCCGUGUCCCUCGGACUGCAAGCUCAGCGAAUGGUCCAACUGGUCUCGCUGUAGUAAAUCCUGCGGGAGUGGCGUCAAGGUUCGGUCUAAAUGGCUCCGUGAAAAACCCUACAAUGGUGGAAGACCCUGUCCUAAGCUAGAUCAUGUCAAUCAGGCUCAGGUCUACGAGGUGGUCCCGUGCCACAGCGACUGCAGUCAGUACAUAUGGGUUACUGAGCCCUGGAGCAUUUGCAAAGUGACCAAUGUGGACCUAAAAGAGAAUUGUGGAGAAGGCGUUCAGACCAGGAAAGUCAGGUGCAUGUUAAACACCGUGGAUGGUCCUUCUGACACCGUAGAGGACUAUCUGUGUGAUCCUGAAGAGAUGCCACUUGGCGCCAGAAAAUGCACGUUACCAUGUCCUGAAGACUGUGUCAUGUCUGAAUGGGGACCCUGGUCUCGAUGUUCUUUGCCUUGCAAUGGAAGUAAUGUCCGUGAAAGGUCGGCAGAGCUUUUGAGACAACCUGAUGAAGGAAAGUCUUGUCCCGCUGCCACCGACUCAGAACCCUGCACCUUGAACAAAAACUGCUACCACUAUGAUUACAAUGUGACAGACUGGAGCACAUGCCAGCUCAGUGAGAAAGCUGUCUGUGGUAAUGGUAUCAAAACACGGAUGCUGGAUUGUGUUCGCAGUGAUGGCAAAUCAGUUGACCUGAAGUACUGUGAAGAGCUGGCGUUGGAGAAGACGUGGCAGAUGAACACUUCCUGCGUGGUGGAAUGCCCUGUGAACUGCCAGCUCUCUGACUGGUCCCCUUGGUCUGAGUGCUCGCAGACAUGUGGCCUCACAGGAAAAAUGAUCAGAAGAAGAACCAUAAAUCAGCCAUUUCAGGGGGAUGGGAGGCCUUGUCCUUCUCAGAUGGAGCAGUUCAAGCCCUGUCCAGUAAAACCUUGUUACCGCUGGCAAUAUGGCCAGUGGUCUGAAUGCAAAGUGGAGGAUGCUCAGUGUGGAGAGGGGACACGAGUGAGGAACAUCUCCUGUGUGGUUUUUGAUGGAUCUGUUGAAGAUGUUGGCAAAGUAGUAGAUGAGGAAUUCUGUGGUGAAGUAGAGCCUAUUAUAGAUGGUAAUAAGAAGAUGAUACUUGAGGAAACGUGCACCCUCCCUUGUCCAGGGGACUGUUAUUUGAGAGAAUGGUCAGAAUGGAGCCUGUGCCAGUUAACGUGUGUUAAUGGUGAGGACCUUGGCUUUGGAGGGAUACAAGUGCGAUCUCGGGCAGUCAUCAUUCAAGAUUUAGAGAAUCAACACCUCUGUCCAGAGCAGGCUUUGGAAACACGACCGUGCAAUGAUGGCCAGUGUUACGAGUACAAGUGGAUGGCGAGCGCGUGGAAGGGGUCUUCUCGAACGGUGUGGUGCCAAAGGUCAGAUGGCUUAAAUGUCACAGGGGGCUGUUUAGAGAUGCGCCAACCAGACGCUGACAGGUCAUGUAACCCACCGUGCAGUCAAGCCCACGCUUACUGUAGCGAGACUAGGACGUGCAGUUGUGAAGAUGGAUACACGGAAGUCAUGUCCUCCAAUGGCACGCUCGACCAGUGCACGCUCAUCCCAGUGGUGGUGAUCCCCACCAUGGAGGACAAAAAGGGAGAUGUGAAAACCAGUCGAGCUGUGAACCCCACGCAGCCUUCCAGUAACCAGUCAGGACGAGGAAGGACCUGGUUUCUGCAGCCUUUUGGGCCAGAUGGGAGGCUGAAGACCUGGGUUUAUGGUGUAGCUGCUGGUGCAUUUGUUUUACUCAUCUUUAUUGUUUCUAUGAUCUAUCUAGCCUGCAAAAAGCCAAAGAAGCCCCAGAGAAGACAGAACAACCGACUGAAACCAUUAACCUUGGCUUAUGAUGGAGAUGCAGAUAUGUAAAAUAUAACUUCUCAUGAUGACAAAUGGAAUCUAAACUAUUGGAUCAAAAUCAGAAGGUUAUCCAAAGCCACAAGAAUUUGCUUUGGAGUGGAUUAAGUGAUUUGACUUUUUUUUUCUUUUUUUUUGUAACUGCACCAUAGAUAAAGAAGGAUGGAUUUCAUAAUGCCUAUGGAUAUUCAAGGUAUUUUUGCUUUACUUUAGACCAUCGACACUGAGAAUUCUGGCAGAACCACUUUAAUAGACCCUGCAGUUGGAGAUAUUUGCGAUCUUUCCUCAGUCUUACAAAACUAUAAGCACCACUUCUGUCUCCAGGAUGCUGUAGCUGCCAUAGAUUUGAAAGCCCCUGCAACGUUAACUAAGUAUAACCAGUACAGCAUGAAGAGUUUGUACCAAGCUGUCUAUGACUCUUUAUAUUCAAGCAUAAGAUAUAUACUCAGAUGAACCAUGUGUAUUACUCUGUCAGAUUAUAUACAUGUUAAAGAGCAUUUUAGUGCUUAGAAAAAUAUUAACUUUUAACUGAGGUUAACCCACUAAGCAAGUUCAACAGUUUGGCAAUUGAUAACUCAUGUUAACCUGCAUUUCAGAGGGCAAUGACUCACUUGCAAAAUUCUGUCCUGUUAUCACUCCAAAGUAUCAAUGCCUCAGCUAUACAUCGAGAAGGGAGGCAUUCUCAGAUUCAGUAUUUUCUAGAGGUUCCUGUCUGGAAAAAUAAUACCCAUUGUAAAUGUUACAAUACGUUUCUACUUUCUCUAACUCAAACUGUUGCCUGCAUCUUUUUUGCUACAUGUAAGGCAAAUUUUUGCACUAUAUUAGUGCAGCAUGUUAUGCACUUAACUAGUAUUGCCAUAGAAAACCUGCCUCUGUUCAGAAAGGAUGAUGAUCUAUCUAUCUUGUGCAAGGAGUGUCAAGGAGACAGGUCUUAAUCCCUGAAGAGAGUAGAGUUCAGUCUGGACUGCACUUGG
Molecule: messenger RNA, 4108 nt
Organism: Tinamus guttatus (white-throated tinamou)
Lineage: Eukaryota; Metazoa; Chordata; Aves; Tinamiformes; Tinamidae
Source: RefSeq, a predicted model, not a curated record